UUCAUACUGCUUUAUCUGCUCACAACAUGACUGUUUAUCUCAGGAUUAUUUAUAUACUCACUGGACUGACAGGAGUUCACAGCAUAACUACAAUCAGUAAAGUGUCAGUAACAGCUGGAAAGUCUGUCUCCAUCCCAUGUCUCUAUGACUCCCGAUACAUGAACUACGUGAAGUACUUGUGUGAAGGAUAUUAUUGGAACUACUGCAGCUAUGUUGUAAAAACAAACAAGCCAGAUGGUUCAGGAAAAUAUUCAAUCUCUGAUGACAAAAACCGGAAAAUAUUUACUGUGACUAUAAACCAGCUGACAAAUAAAAACACUGAUUACUGGUGUGUGGUGGAGAUUAAUGGAGGUUCGGAUCAUGGAGAGUCUUUUCAGCUGUCAGUUUCCAGUGGUACCCCCAGUCUCUACGUGGAUCAUCAGCACAUUACAGGAUAUAUUGGAGAAAACAUAACCAUUAGAUGUCACCACAGUAACUCUGGAGGAAUGAAGUGGUGCAGGCUGGGCAGGAACUGUGUGACAGGAUCAUCUGGAUCCAUAGAUGGAACAACAGUGACCAUUCAUACGACAGAGCCAAAUGUUUUCACAGUGACCAUGAGUGGACUAAAGCCAGAGGACAGUGGCUGGUAUUGGUGUGCUGAAGGAGACAUUCAGAUACCAGUACAUUUAACUGUUACUGAGAAACUGAUCACUACCACUGACCAUGUGUUGACUGCCACAUUAAAAAAUGAACAAGAGAGAGCUUCAUUUGACCCAAAGAUCCUCAUCAUCCCUCUGAGUGUGCUGAUCCUGAUUGUAAUCGUGGUGUUGUUCAUCUGGCUUUUACUGAGACACAAGCAGAGCAAAGCAGAGUCAUCAGCCACAGCAAUGGCUGAAGUGGAAGUAACAUACUCUGAAGUUAGAACCAAGAAAAGAAGUUCAGACAAGGUGGACAAAGAAGUAACACACUCCAAUGUGGGUAACAUGAGACGAACACGUGAGGGUGAAGAAAAAGGCACAGAAGUUACAUACAGCACAUUAGCUAAUCACCGAUCUUUAAAUUCUUAAAUAUUAGAACUUUUUGUAUUUUUAUCUUUUUUUAUCUGAAACUAGUACUGCA
Messenger RNA from Archocentrus centrarchus (flier cichlid), 1098 nucleotides. Its product is annotated as polymeric immunoglobulin receptor-like. Gene Ontology annotation, cellular component: plasma membrane. The record is from RefSeq and is a predicted model, not a curated record. Lineage: Eukaryota; Metazoa; Chordata; Actinopteri; Cichliformes; Cichlidae. The transcript is spliced from 9 exons. Bases 27 to 1046 code for a protein of 339 amino acids. Gene Ontology annotation, molecular function: transmembrane signaling receptor activity.